CUGCGCCCAAAAUCAGUCCUGUUGCUUUGGAACUCAAUAUCAUCAUAGUCCUUCUCACUAUACGUCAAAAUGCGUGUCCAAAAUCUUUUUACUGCUGUCGCCGCUUGCGCUUCGUUGGCUUACGCCGCGCCGGUUGUCGUUGAGGCGUACGGCCCCCCUCUCAACCCUCACAUCCCGGCCGUUGAGUCCAAGAGAGAAAAUACGGUUGAAGCCUAUGGUCCUCCCGUCAACCCUCAUAUCAUCUCGAAGAAAGAUGCCGUCGAGGCUUACGGUCCUCCUACCAACCCUCACAUCAUCUCAAAGAAGGCAGUUGUUGAAGCUUACGGACCUCCUCUGAACCCACAUAUUCCCGCUGUUGACACCAAGAGAGACGCGGUCGAAGCUUACGGACCUCCUACGAAUCCUCACAUCAUCUCCAAAAAGGAUACGGUUGUUGAUGCAUACGGCCCGCCGACAAACCCGCACAUUAUCUCUAAGGAGUAGGGAAAUGAGGAGGAAUUUUCGUACGAAAGCAAAAGCAAGGCAUCUGUUAAUGACUGCAAGAGGCAAAGCAGAAUUGGCGGAUUUGUGUUUUAGCUAAACUGUGGCAAAGAACGUGCUGGGAGACAUGAGGGAGUCAGGAGUAUCGAUUUAACAAUGCGAAGACCAACCUUGAGCUCUCAACCAAAGUUCAUGAUACGCCGGGGUCUAGAAAUUGUGAAUGUAGAGAAAGCCAACCAACCACCCCUUCUGGCUCUUUCUUGCUUCAAGAUAUGACUGAUCACUGCAAAAACAAAAGGUUUCCGAAACCGAGAAUCGAACUCGGGGCUAUGCCUAACCUCUCAAAGAGAUGAGAGGGCAUCAUGUUGGCCACUACA
Colletotrichum acutatum is the source of this 857-nucleotide messenger RNA. RefSeq lists its product as uncharacterized. The transcript has a single exon. Lineage: Eukaryota; Fungi; Ascomycota; Sordariomycetes; Glomerellales; Glomerellaceae. Bases 70 to 483 code for a protein of 137 amino acids. The record is from RefSeq and is a predicted model, not a curated record.